This is a messenger RNA of Manacus vitellinus (golden-collared manakin), 677 nucleotides long. RefSeq names its product pro-apoptotic WT1 regulator (gene PAWR). Gene Ontology annotation, cellular component: cytoplasm. Gene Ontology annotation, biological process: positive regulation of apoptotic process; apoptotic process. NCBI's taxonomy places the organism in Eukaryota, Metazoa, Chordata, Aves, Passeriformes, Pipridae. The transcript is spliced from 6 exons. The record is from RefSeq and is a predicted model, not a curated record. Bases 1 to 531 code for a protein of 176 amino acids.
AUGGCUUCUGCACUUCCCGUGACACCUAGCCUUGAUGAGUACGAAGAUGACGAAGCAGGGCAGAAGGAACGAAAGAAGGAGGAUGCUAUUACCCAACAGAAUACGAUACAAAAUGAGAGUUCCAUUGGAGAUACCUCUAGCUCAUACUUACUCCAGGACUCCUCCAGGAUGGUUUCAAGCAGGUAUAAAAGCACAGCUAAUGCACCAGAAGAUGACGCUCCAAAUAGAUAUUCCCGAACAGAGAGGACAAGUUACAGCAGAUACAGCAGGGAUGCAAAUUCUUCUGGCAGUUCUCUACCGAGUAACACUUUGGAAAAGAGGAUUGAGGAACUUGAAAGGGAACUUGCAAAGGAAAGACAGGAAAAUGCAAGAUUAAUGAAGAUGACGCAGGACAAAGAGGAACUAAUUGGAAAGCUGAAGGAAGAAAUUGAUUUAUUAAACAGAGACCUAGAUGAUAUAGAAGAUGAAAAUGAACAGUUGAAACAAGAAAAUAAAACCCUCUUAAAAGUUGUUGGACAGCUGACAAGGUAGAAGAUUCAGACCUCAAUGAGGAAAGAUUUAAAAACUACUGAGUGAACAUUAAGGUCAAUGUAGUAAUACUUCCUGUGUGUUGCAGUAUGUUAUAACUGUUUGUAUAUUUAUUGUUAGGAAACCAGAUGAAUGUUUAUUUUCAUAGU